AUGUCUUUCGCACCUAGCGGCACCGGACCACUUGCGUCCAACAGUAACCAAUAUUCCAUUACUCAGCACCCAUUGGAAGCUAUCGCCACGGGCAUUAUGGGUGUUGGACACUCGGAGACUCGUCUACCGAGAACAACUCAUAUGAUGGGUGCGAACGAAGGACCCGCCGAUGUAGCUGCCAAGAUCUCGGGUGUUAUUCAAGGGGGCAUUAGAAAUGAUGAUGCUCCCUACUUCACGAACAAUGAGGGUAUCCCCUGGCCCGACGCCUCUCAUAGCAAGACCAUUGGUGGUAUUCCGGUUGCUAGUGAUGUCUACUUGUUCCAGAAGCAACAAACAUUUAACCGUUCCAAGAACUUAGAGCGUAUGGUCCACCCUUGCGGCAGUGGUGCUUUCGGUUAUUUCGAGGUGACCAAGAACGUCUCAGAUCUUACGAAAGCAAACUUCCUCCAAAAGGUCGGUGAGAAGACACCCGUCUUCACUCGCUUCUCGACGGUAACUCUGGGUAGAGAGUACCCUGACCAAGCACGUAACCCUCGUGGUUUUGCCAUCAAGUUUUAUACCAAGGAGGGCAACUACGACAUCGUCGGUCUCAAUUUCCCCGUCUUCUUCUGCCGCGACCCGAUCCAGGGGCCCGACGUGAUCCGCUCGCAGUGGCGCUCGCACCGCAACUUCCUGCUGGACAACAACUCCCUGUUCGACCUGCUGGCCAACACGCCCGAGGCCAACCACGCGGGCCUCAUGUUCUUCUCGGACCACGGCACACCCGUGGGCUGGCGCCACAACAACGGCUACGGCUGCCACACCUUCCGCUGGGUCAACGCCCAGAACGAGUUCGUCUACAUCAAGUACCACUUCAUGGCCAAGCACGGCACGAAGCAGUUCGCGUACGACGAGGCCAUCCGCACCAUGGGUGAGGACCCGGACUACUCCAAGCGUGACCUCUGGGACACGAUCGAGGCGGGCGAGACGCCCGAGUGGACCGCGUAUGUGCAGGUGAUGCAGCCGCAGGACGCGUGCCCGCAGACGCUCGGUUUCGACCCAUUCGAUGUGACCAAAGUGUGGCCGCGGGACCGGUUCCCGAUGCAGGAGUUCGGGCGGCUGGUGCUGAACAAGAACCCGGAGAACUUCCACCGGGAUGUGGAACAGGCGGCCUUCUCGCCGGGUAGCAUGGUGCCCGGGAUCGGCGACUCGCCCGACGCGCUGCUGCAGUUCCGCAUGUUCUUCUACCGCGAUGCACAGUACCACCGCAUGGGUAGCACGAACCUGCACCAGAUACCGGUCAACUGCCCGUUUAUGGCGCAGAGCUACUCGAGCAUCAACUUCGACGGCAACAUGCGGUCUGACGCCAACCACGCCGGUAACCCGCAGUAUAACCCCAACAGCCAGACGUACAAAUUCCGGCCGGACACGGCCGAGGCGCCCAUGCAGGUCAGCGACAGCAUCAUGAGCCGCAAGAGCCACUACUGGCACGAGGGCAAGGACAACGACUACGACCAGGCCCGCGAGCUGUGGGCCCGCGUUAUGAGCGUUAAGGAGAAGACCAACACCUGCUACAACACGGGCAAGUUCUUGAAUCUGUGCAACGUCCCGCUCAUCCAGAAGAAGUACCUGGCGCAGAUCUAUAGGAUUGCGCCCGAGUACUCGCAGGGAGUGUACGAGCAGCUGAAGAAGGAUUUCGACUUCACCGAGGUUGUCGAGCUCUCGAGGGGUUGCGAGAAGUGGUACAAGGAGGAGAAGUUUUCACCUACGGGUGAGAUGUUGACCGGAUACGCGCCUCAGGUGCCUGUCUAUAAUGUAUAG
Molecule: messenger RNA, 1800 nt
Organism: Truncatella angustata
Lineage: Eukaryota; Fungi; Ascomycota; Sordariomycetes; Amphisphaeriales; Sporocadaceae
Product: catalase-like domain-containing protein
Exons: 5
Coding region: 1-1800 (599 amino acids)
Biological process (GO): hydrogen peroxide catabolic process; response to hydrogen peroxide
Cellular component (GO): cytoplasm; mitochondrion; peroxisome
Molecular function (GO): catalase activity; heme binding
Source: RefSeq, a predicted model, not a curated record